Molecule: messenger RNA, 5712 nt
Organism: Odocoileus virginianus texanus
Lineage: Eukaryota; Metazoa; Chordata; Mammalia; Artiodactyla; Cervidae
Gene: HSPA2
Product: heat shock protein family A (Hsp70) member 2
Cellular component (GO): cytoplasm; nucleus; plasma membrane
Molecular function (GO): ATP-dependent protein folding chaperone; ATP binding
Source: RefSeq, a predicted model, not a curated record
AGGUCUCAUUUGCAUAACGGCCGCCCCUCGCGUCCUAGCGCGGCCCAGAGUCCCGCCCCUCAUCCAUCUAGAAGUCUGUUGGGCCUCAGGCCGGUCACUCCGAUCCCGGCAAGCCUGUGGCGGGCGGUCCCGAGAGCGGAUUGGCUCUGAGAGUUUCCAAAAGGCGGCGGGGAGGCGACUAUAAGAGUGGGGAGCCGAGGGAGGGGAGUGAGAGACGCUGUUUGCGUUCGCGGAGUCUGGUGCUAGGUGACCGUUAGUUGAGGCCGCAGAUUUUCUGCCCCAGGUGUUCUCGUCUAACGUCGCUUGCCUGUCUUUCAGUCAGGAUGUCUGCCCGCGGCCCGGCUAUUGGCAUCGACCUGGGCACCACCUACUCGUGCGUGGGGGUCUUCCAACAUGGCAAGGUGGAGAUCAUCGCCAACGACCAGGGCAACCGUACCACCCCCAGCUACGUGGCCUUCACCGACACCGAGCGCCUCAUCGGCGAUGCAGCCAAGAACCAGGUGGCCAUGAACCCCACCAACACCAUCUUCGACGCCAAGAGGCUGAUCGGUCGGAAGUUCGAGGACGCCACAGUGCAGUCAGACAUGAAGCACUGGCCGUUCCGGGUGGUGAGCGAGGGAGGGAAGCCCAAAGUGCAGGUGGAGUACAAAGGAGAGAUCAAGACCUUCUUCCCUGAGGAGAUUUCCUCCAUGGUCCUCACUAAAAUGAAGGAGAUUGCCGAAGCCUACCUUGGGGGCAAGGUGCAGAGCGCGGUCAUCACCGUCCCGGCCUAUUUCAAUGACUCUCAGCGCCAGGCCACCAAGGACGCGGGCACCAUUACGGGCCUCAACGUGCUGCGCAUCAUCAACGAGCCCACGGCGGCGGCCAUUGCCUACGGCCUGGACAAGAAGGGCUGCGCGGGAGGCGAGAAGAACGUGCUCAUCUUCGACCUGGGCGGCGGCACCUUCGACGUGUCCAUCCUGACCAUCGAGGACGGCAUCUUCGAAGUGAAGUCCACUGCUGGCGACACUCAUCUGGGCGGGGAGGACUUCGAUAACCGCAUGGUGAGCCACCUGGCGGAGGAGUUCAAACGCAAGCACAAGAAGGACAUUGUACCCAACAAGCGUGCGGUGCGACGACUCCGCACCGCCUGCGAGCGCGCCAAGCGCACCCUGAGCUCGUCCACGCAGGCCAGCAUCGAGAUCGACUCGCUAUACGAGGGCGUGGAUUUCUACACGUCCAUCACCCGCGCCCGCUUCGAGGAGCUCAACGCAGACCUUUUCCGCGGGACCCUGGAGCCGGUGGAGAAGGCUCUGCGCGAUGCCAAGCUGGACAAGGGCCAGAUCCAGGAGAUCGUGCUGGUGGGCGGCUCCACUCGCAUCCCUAAGAUCCAGAAGCUGCUGCAGGAUUUCUUCAAUGGCAAGGAGCUGAACAAGAGCAUCAACCCCGACGAGGCAGUGGCCUACGGAGCCGCGGUGCAGGCGGCCAUUCUCAUCGGGGACAAGUCAGAGAACGUACAGGACCUGCUGCUACUCGACGUGACCCCGUUGUCCCUGGGCAUCGAGACGGCUGGCGGCGUCAUGACUCCGCUCAUCAAAAGGAACACCACGAUCCCCACCAAGCAGACGCAGACUUUCACCACCUACUCAGACAACCAGAGCAGCGUGCUGGUGCAGGUGUACGAGGGCGAACGGGCCAUGACCAAGGACAAUAACUUGUUGGGCAAGUUCGACCUGACCGGGAUCCCCCCAGCGCCCCGCGGGGUCCCCCAGAUCGAGGUUACCUUCGACAUCGACGCCAAUGGCAUCCUCAACGUCACCGCCGCCGACAAGAGCACUGGUAAAGAAAACAAAAUCACCAUUACCAACGACAAGGGUCGUCUGAGCAAGGAUGACAUUGACCGGAUGGUGCAGGAGGCGGAGCGGUACAAGUCGGAAGAUGAGGCCAAUCGCGACCGAGUAGCCGCCAAAAAUGCUGUGGAGUCCUAUACCUACAACAUGAAGCAGACGGUGGAAGACGAGAAACUGAGGGGCAAGAUUAGCGAUCAGGACAAAAACAAGAUUCUCGACAAGUGUCAGGAGGUGAUCAACUGGCUCGACCGGAACCAGAUGGCGGAAAAAGAUGAGUAUGAACACAAGCAAAAAGAGCUCGAAAGAGUGUGCAACCCCAUCAUCAGCAAACUAUACCAAGGCGGCCCUGGCGGCGGCGGCGGUUCAGGAGCAUCCGGCGGACCGACCAUCGAGGAAGUGGACUAAACCUGCACUCAAGACAGCGUAAAAACCUCUUUUCCUUUCUAUUUUUUUUUUCCUUUUGUUUCUGUUUCUUCUUUGAAAUGUCCUUGUGCCAAAUACGAGAUCUAUUACUGGAAGUGUUUAACAGGUGUAUGCAUAUAAAAGGAAAGGUGCAACAACUUAGUUUAAUGAUACAAGAUUAGUUCUAAAGUUUGAUUUUUUAGAAACAUUAUUUGAGGUAUCUCUUUAAUGCAUUUUGCUUGUUUGCUGACUUGAACGUUUUUUGGUUAUCUUAGUUUGUGCAUGGAGAUUUGAGACGGGAAACCUGAAGUUUUCACACAGGUUCUGUAGAAGUUUGGUAACAAUAAAAUACAUAGAAGCUUAACUUGCUUAUUUGUAUGUACUACUUGAAGAGAAAAGUGAACAUUGCAGUAAUGUUAAGGAAAGGCAUACUUUUUGCAAACGCAUAAAUACAGAUUUAAAAGUAAAAAGCUGAAAUUGAUCUAAAAAUUACUGUCUUGGAGUUUUCAAUUUUGUUUUCUUACUGUUUUACCCAUGUGGGUCUUUAACUAAAUAAGGUAUUAGUAUAAGGUGAAAUUUGUCUAACUCAAUCUUAUCUAAUUCUCAGAUGAGUUUCCUGCUUUGAAUUACCAGCAACUUAAGGGGAGAAGAUCUGGGUAAACUUUACCCUCCUUUUAAUACAGAAACCAGAGUUGGCAUAAAUGUUCAAGUGAAAAUCCACCUGAAUAUUCCAGCAAAAUACAAGCUGUAUUCCAGGGUUAAGUACAAAGAUUCUUUCUGUAAACAAAAGGAGUUGUCUUCUGAAAAUAGCCUAACAUAAUAUGAAACAGGCUUGCUUUCUGCUGCAUACAGGUGUCUGAAACAAGAUCCAACAGACAAAGGUUAAAGCCACUUAACAUUGAGUUCAAAUUCAAACUUUUGUCAACUUUUUCUAGUAAAACAGUUCAAAUUCUGGGCAUAUGGCAAAUUCAAGAAGAAUAUGUUUUCAGCACUUAAAUUACUUGGAUGGUAAAGGAAGAAAAUAGUUUUUUGUUGCUGUUCUGAUUUGACAAUCAUAGUGCUUUUUCAAUACCUGCCUUAAACACUAGAAUAUAUUUCUUUUUUUAAAAGAUAAACUGCAAGAUAUUUUGUCAAUAUGCAACUUGUUCAUUUUCCAAUAUAUCCAAUUUGAGAUUGUUACAGAUAGAAAUAUAACCCUUUGAAAUUCACUAUCCUGGGCUUAAGCUUUAAAAAUCCACAUCCUAAAAAAAAAAAAAAAAUCCACAUCCUUGGAAUAAGGGGGUUCAUGUUUAUAUUUUAGUGGACUGACUCAUCUGCUUUGUACUGAUUUAUUCUCUUUAAGGAGAAUUUGGAAGAAAUUGAGUAAAGCUAAUUGGAAAAUGCAUAGUUAAUCUAAUGUUUUCACCAUACAGACAAUUUAAUAUCUCCUUCCAAGUGAUGUAGAUUUACUUCCUGUUGUUCAUAAGAUAACAGUGACAUAUAGAAGCUAAUUUUAAACUUACUAGUAGACUCUUCCAUAUCAAGCAGAGAGAGGAAUUUUUGAAAUAUAAAAACUAGAGAACAAAAUAGCCUAAAAGUAUUGAGCUUUGGUCACAGUCCUCUCACGUAAGCGCUGACUCUGCAUACGAUUUUUUUUCUUUUAACAAGUCUCAUUUGGGUGGGGGGAGGAAGAUAAAAAGGCAGUUGUAAAAUAGCUUCAAAAUAGACAUUUUUUUUAAAGGUAGUUUUUCCUUACACUUUGAAAGGUGAACACAAUUUGAGUUUUUCAGUGCUGUUCCCAGAGUGGAAAGUUUUCAGCAAAGAAGCAUUAAGGAUAUUUCAUUGCAGAUAGCAUCAUAUAAAUAUUUGACAAGUUACCUUGGUAUUAAAAGAGUCAGGUAAUUAGUAGCCUUAGAGUGACGUUUCACCUGAGUUUUUACCAAGAUAAUACUCAUUCUGUUAACCUUUUGUUAGUUCUUUAUUGAGUGUUUAUCCCUUGCUCUAACUUCAAAGUAUACAAAGUAUAGUGGGGUCUUUAAUUGCAGUUUGGUAUUAGUUUGACUAGACCUCAUUUUUAGAAGAUAUUAGUUUCUAAAGGAUCAGAAAAAUGCCAAAUGGUAAUCUGUUUGAUCCUAUAGCCUGACCUCUGGUAACUUGCUGUAACACUAACAUCAAUCUAUGUAGAUACUUCAUUUUCUGUUAUUUUGAAAAGUAAUUUGUAAAACUCUUGAGUGCUUUUAAUUUUGUCUUCUCAAAUUUACCUAGAUCUAAAUAUUGCUUAAGAUAAAAAGCCACUAAAGUAGCCAUUCAUGUUUCCAGGGUCAGGUGAAGUUGGUAACUCAAUAACUCAUGGGAACCCUUUAGCAGAUGUUAGAUCAGCCAUAGUCAAAUGACAAUGGAAAAAGUACUUGAGUUCAGGAUGAGGCUAAAUUACAGUUUAAGGAAUAAUUAACAUCACUUGCCCUUGAAAGUAAUACUAUGCUAGGGACUAGUGGUCAUGACUACAGCUAAUGAAAUAUGUAUAGAAUGCUUAGGGAUUGAAAAAGUACCUUUCUCAUAACGGGGACUUAAUUUCUUCUUUCUUGAAUGUAUAAUUAACAUAAUUGUCCCUGUUUUGAGGCAAUGAAUCUAGACACCUGUCAAAAUUGUUCAGAGUAUUUCAGUUGUAUGAAAUUUCAAAAGAAGAUUACUCUAAAUUUUUUAUCAUAUUAAUUUAUAUGUAUAAUGGAAGUUAAUGUACCUGACUUGUGCAUUAGGAGAUACUAGUGCUCUUUACAUCUUUAAAUUUAGCAUGCAUAUUAAAAUACAUAAUACAUUCUAUAUGUCAAGGAGAACUAAAAAUAUUCUGUGUAUAAUCUUAAACAUGAAUAUAAUCUGACUAGAUGAAAUCAAAAGGUCUCUCUUAUGAAGAUCAAAUACUGGGCUCAUGAUAAGGUAUUUCAAUUGGAUGUAGUUUUUAAAAGUUGUGAGGCAUAUUUGUCUUGCUUUUGAACAUUGGAACUGAAGUUUUAAAGACUCUCAAAAGUCAUAUGAUCACAAGACAACUGCUAAAGGAAUAUAUAUAUAUAAAAAACAACAGUAAUAUUCAAUUGUUUCUGUAUAUUUAAUGUAUGAGGCAACUGUUUUGAAGGACUAUCCUUAAGCAUUAAAAUUAGAUAUAAAAUUUAAAUCCUUCAAGAAAAAUUAUGGAUCUUUAGAAGAAGAGCUCAGUAUUUAUUCUUUUUACAGCUUUUUACAAGUAUUUACAGUUUUAGGGAUGGAGAUAUUUUAGGAUAUAUGUAUUUCUAAAAUUUAAUAGUGUGCUACUUAAUGUUGAAAUGUUUUUCCCUUAAACAAGUGAAAAAGUCAGACUCUUCCUCCAUCCCUUUAAGUACAGAUUAGGAUGUUUGAAUUGAAGAUUGGAGAAAUAAGCACCAGAAAUGGAGUUGCUAAUUCAAAUACUGGUAUUGCUGUUUCUUAUAUAUUAGUUUUAAAAGUAGAAUUAUAACAUUUUGAAAAUCUG